This is a messenger RNA of Homalodisca vitripennis (glassy-winged sharpshooter), 1335 nucleotides long. It is a transcript of the gene NiPp1, whose product is annotated as nuclear inhibitor of protein phosphatase 1. The record is from RefSeq and is a predicted model, not a curated record. NCBI's taxonomy places the organism in Eukaryota, Metazoa, Arthropoda, Insecta, Hemiptera, Cicadellidae. The transcript is spliced from 8 exons. Gene Ontology annotation, molecular function: protein binding; protein serine/threonine phosphatase inhibitor activity; mRNA binding. Gene Ontology annotation, cellular component: nuclear speck. The coding region runs from base 149 to 1204 and encodes 351 amino acids.
AGUAAACCGACCGCCCGCCGACCAGACCGGGUUGAAGAAAACAAAACAGACAGUUUUAGUGUUGAUGUGUUGGACGUUUAUCUAACCUUUCGGUAGUGUGUUCAAUGAAAUUAUCGUUAAUUAAUUCUUUUGGACUUAAAAAUAUAUUAUGGCAAACCAUUAUGAUGUGCCUAAUUGGGCAGGAAAACCACCUGUUGGGCUGCAUCUUGAUGUCAUGAAAGGAGAUAAAUUGAUCCAGAAAUUAAUGCUGGAUCAGAAAAAGUGCUACUUAUUCGGACGCAACCCCCAGAUGAAUGAUUUCUGUAUUGAUCAUCAGAGUUGCUCCAGAGUCCAUGCAGCAUUUGUCUACCACAAGCACCUGCAUAGAGCAUUCCUGGUGGAUUUAGGCAGUACUCACGGAACUUUUAUCGGUUCUCUGAGGAUUGAAGCUCACAAGCCCACCCAGUUGCCAAUCGAUAGUGUGUUCCACUUCGGUGCUUCAACACGCAACUACAUUAUCCGAGAACGGCCGCAAACUGGUGCCCGACCUAUCAUUGAGGAGUUGGAGAAGUCUUCAGAGGAAGCAGAAGGAGGGCUGCUAGGGUUGCCAGAGACGGAGACUGAACUUGACAAUCUGACAGAAUUCAAUACCGCCCAUAAUCGGCGAAUCUCAAUGCUUGGUAUUGGUGAAGAUGGGGAGGCAGCACCAAGAAAUAGGAAGCGAAAAAAGCGAGGAGUGACUUUCAAUGAAGAUGAGGAGGUCAUCAACCCAGAGGAUGUGGACCCUUCAGUGGGCAGGUUCCGGAACCUCAUUCACACCACUGUCAUCCCUACCAAGAGACAGAGACUGGAGAGUGGAGUGGGGAUAACAAGUGGUUUGACACAACCAGAGGAACAUAAGACGAACCUGAUGAAACAUCUGCAUCCGUCGUCACUGAUGAGUCAGCUUUACCACGAUGUGCCAGGGACGGAGAGUCAUCUACCAAGUGGAACGCCGACAUCACUCAUGUUUUCGUCUGCACUGGCAUCACGGUUGGGGCUGGUCCUGCCCAACCCUGCCCCUGAUGUUGACAUGGCACCCCCAGUCCCAGCCCCUGUCCAGCCCGAUGUUGUUCCUGACACUGCUCCCAGUGGAGGAGCUCCUGCCGCUGUAGAACCCAAGAAGAAGAAGUAUGCAAAGGAAGCGUGGCCUGGCAAGAAGCCUGGUCCAGCCCUUCUACUGUAAAUACCAGGUCUUUUUGGAGUUUGAGAAUGCCUCUACAGACUGUAUAUGGUUGGAACUCAAAUUGGAGGCUAAAAGCAUAUUUUGUAAAUAUUUUAGGUUAAGUUUUUCAAUUAAAGUGACUAGAUUAGUAA